Messenger RNA from Papaver somniferum (opium poppy), 2515 nucleotides. Its product is annotated as probable galacturonosyltransferase 3. Gene Ontology annotation, molecular function: polygalacturonate 4-alpha-galacturonosyltransferase activity. The transcript has 9 exons. The coding region runs from base 204 to 2297 and encodes 697 amino acids. The record is from RefSeq and is a predicted model, not a curated record. Lineage: Eukaryota; Viridiplantae; Streptophyta; Magnoliopsida; Ranunculales; Papaveraceae.
UAUGUGCAGAGAUCUAACGCUAAUGUUACGCUGUAUGUUAGCACCAGAGUGAGUGUCCAGACUCCAGACAAAUAUCUCAAUUUCAGUGAGGGAAAAAGAAAAAUCAGUAAUAAUAAGCGCGAAAAUCCAAAUCGCAACACCAAGUCUUCACCUCCUCUCAUUACUUUCUCUCACUAGAAAUGUAUCUGAAAUAAAUAUUCGAGAUGAAUCAAUUUGAUCAUCAUCAAUCCAAGAUCACCGCCAUGGCUAGUGGCGGUGGAGGAGUAAGAAGAGUUCGACCAUUAUCAUCUCUUAUACUUCAUUUACUCAUUGCUUUCUUUCUCUUACAGGUGAUGUUCCAAAUUGCCUUCGUAACAGCAGAUACUUCCGACAUUUCUCUAAUUCAGAGAAAUCUCAAGGGAUAUAGGCCUCUAUAUGAUUGUAAGCAGUGCGAAGACAGAAAGGAGUCAAACAAGAAACCAGAGGCUUCGGAAGAUGACAUUGACAUUACUGCAACAUAUACUGACGCUUCUGGUGCUGUUCGAAUCAGUACUGUCAAAUCGAAAGAUUUAUCAUCUUCCUGGGUCUGGCAGCAUCCUAAUGAUGAAAACUUGCACCAAUUAAAAGAUCAGGCAAAAGAGGAUUCACCUCCACAAACAGAAGAAAGCUCUGGACUUCCAACUGAUGAGCAUGGAUCUGGAGAAGGAGCUUACCAAUACGAAGAAGCUCCAAUCAAUCCUGUGAAGCAUAAGCGGCGGGAAAUGCGUCAACAAAGGAGGGAACUCCGAACUGCAGAGCUGAUAAAACAGAACAAAGACAAUGACAAGCUUAUGCAAGAAGCAGCGAUUGAAAGGUCAAAUCAGCUAAACACCAGUGCCAGGGGAAAGUACAGUAUAUGGAGGAAAGAUUACGAAAACCCGAACUCUGAUUCCACGUUAAAACUUAUGAGAGAUCAGGUCGUGAUGGCCAAGGCAUAUGCAAGUAUUGCUAAGCCAAAGAAUGAACUUCGUCUUUAUGAUUCUCUGAUGAAACAUAUCAAAGACAAUCAGCAUGCUAUUGGAGAAGCGACUUCAGACGCUGAACUACACCGAAGUGCCCUUGAUCGAGCAAAAGCGAUGGGUCAUAUCCUAUCUAUAGCAAAGGACCAGUUGUAUGAUGGGGCUUUGAUCGCUCGGAAGUUGCGAGCCAUGCUUCAGUCAACGGAAGAGAGUAUAAUUACAUUAAAGAGGAAAAGUGCAUUCCUGAUCCAGUUAGCUGCCAAAACAGUUCCAAAACCACUCCAUUGCCUCCCUCUUCAGCUUGCAACAGACUAUUUCUCGCAAAACCUUGUAAAGAAGGAGACCCCAAACAAAGGCAAGCUCGAGGAUCCCUCUUUGUAUCACUAUGCUAUAUUCUCUGACAACGUACUUGCAACGUCUGUGGUUGUUAAUUCUACUGUAUUACAUGCAAAAGAACCAGAGAAGCAUGUAUUCCAUAUUGUGACAGACAGAUUGAAUUUUGCUGCAAUGAAGAUGUGGUUCCUUUUCAGCUCUCCUGCAGGUGCCGGGAUCCAAGUAGAGAACAUCGACGAUUUCAAGUGGCUAAACUCAUCGUAUUGCUCAGUUCUCCGGCAGCUCGAGUCCGCACGUAUAAAAGAAUAUUAUUUUAAAGCAGAUCAUCCGUCUUCCUUAUCUGAUGGUAACGAUAAUCUUAAAUAUAGGAAUCCCAAGUAUCUGUCCAUGUUAAACCAUCUCAGGUUUUACCUUCCUGAAGUUUACCCAAAACUAGAUAAGAUACUCUUUCUAGACGAUGAUAUCGUAGUUCAGAAGGACUUGACACCUCUUUGGUCUGUCGACUUGCGAGGGAUGGUAAAUGGUGCAGUUGAGACAUGUAAAGAGAGCUUUCAUCGGUUUGAUAAGUAUCUCAAUUUCUCAAACCCAAAGAUCUCUCAGAAUUUUGAUCCAAAUGCUUGUGGCUGGGCAUUUGGAAUGAAUAUUUUUGAUUUGAAGGAGUGGAAGAGGCGGGAUAUUACAGGAAUAUAUCACCACUGGCAAGAUAUGAACGAAGAACGUACACUUUGGAAACUUGGCUCCUUACCCCCAGGUCUAAUCACAUUCUACAACUUGACAUAUCCAUUGGAUCGAGACUGGCAUGUGUUAGGGCUUGGUUACGACCCAGCACUUAAUCAAACAGAGAUAGAAAAUGCAGCAGUCAUCCACUACAAUGGGAACUACAAACCAUGGCUGGAUCUUGCGGUAACCAAGUACAAGUCCUACUGGUCAAAACAUGUAAUGCUUGGUAACCCUUAUCUUCAAAACUGCAACAUCAACUUUGAUUGAUGAUAAUUUUUUCGCCCACUCUGUAAACUGGCAAGUUUUUUUACAAGCCACUCUGUUUUCCUGUAAACAAACUUUCUCGAUAGUUUGUGAAAUUGUAGAUUAGUAUAUUGCCGUAUCUUCGUUUCAUUUUCCUUUGAAUCCGAUAGAACUAUAUAAACCAAUGCAAUGUAAUGAGUUAAUCACAUCAAUGAAAUCAAUCUAUUUUUACAUUUUGACAA